CCAGCGUGGAGCGGCAUGACACCAGGAAGUAGCACAAUUCAAUUGACUAUACAAAUAACCAAAGAGAAAGGGUACCCGAAGUGGAUUCUUGUGCUUUCUGGUUUUGCUUCCCUAAAAUACACAGCAAGUGACAACGCACAGGGACUAGUCCAUGCGACUGGGUUUUCAACAUUGCAUGGAUAAACCGCCCGUGAAGAUGAUGGACCCUACACUUGCUGAGAUGGGGAACCAUCUUUCUGGUGCCAUAAAGAUUUUAGAAAGUGGAAAAUUGGAAUCUGAUCAGAUUAAAGAAAGAAGAAAGUUGAGUUGGAAAGACAUUCCUGGACCCUUACAAGGAGAUGGACAGGAUGUUGUUAGCGUACUCCAGCUAGUCCAGAACCUGAUGCAUGGGGAUGAUGACCAGCAGGGUCAUCGCAGGAUGCAAUAUGUCGGAGAGCAGGGACACAUGGCUCUAUUAGGACACAGUCUGGCUGCAUAUAUCUCUGUCCUGGAACGAGAAAGAUUGAGAAAGCUGACCACCCGCAUCCUGUCAGACACCACUCUCUGGCUCUGCAGGCUUUUCAGAUAUGAAAAUGGCUCGGCAUAUUACCAUGAAGAUGAUCGUGAGGGGCUGCUGAAGGUGUGUCGGCUAGUUAUUAAUACUCAUUAUGAGGAGUACGCUACAGAGGGCUUUACAGUGCUGAGCUCCAAACAUCCUGUGAUUUACCAAAGUGCUGCAUGUAGACCUGGCCUGGGACAAUAUCUCUGCAGUCAGCUAGGACUGCCUUUGUCAAGUCUUUGUAUUGUGCCCUGUAACACCAUGUUUGGCUCCUUGCAUCAAAUGGAUGUUGCAUUGCUUGACAAGCUCAUCAAAGAUGAUCGCGAAUCAGGGAAAGUUCCACUGCUGUUGAUAGCGAAUGCUGGAACGCCAGGUGCAGGUCACACAGACAAACUCAGUCGCCUGAAAGAGCUCUGCGUUCAGUACAACAUGUGGCUUCAUGUGGAGGGGGUUAAUUUGGCAACGCUUGCUCUUGGUCAGAUCUCCUCCACUGUCACGGCGGCCACUAAGUGCGAUAGUAUGACUUUGACUCCAGGCCCGUGGCUGGGCCUGCCCGCUGUGCCCGCUGUCACUCUUUACAGACAUGAGGAUCCGGCCCUGUCGCUCACAGCAGGUCUGACAUCCAGCCAACCGGUGGAGAAGCUUCGGGCUUUGCCUCUCUGGCUGUCCCUUCAGUACCUUGGGCAUGAUGGGAUUGUUGAGAGGAUUAAGCAUGCCUCUCAGCUAAGUCAACAGCUUUUGGAGCAUUUGAAGACACUGGCUUCAAUAAAAACCUCGGAUAUCCUUGACAGCGAGGUGUCUCUCCUCGAGGCUUUGCGCAUGGUGGAGGAUGAACUGAAUUCUCCCGUGGUAGUGUUCAGGUUUUCACAAGACAACAGCGCUCCCUCGAGUGGCGGCUCAGUUGAAGGAUAUUUUGCGGGAGAGAGAGAUAUCAUUGAUGCCCUUAACAGAUGGUUAGGUGAGCAGUUGGCGCUGCAGGUUCCCCUCAGCGGCGUAGAUGUGGUUGAGCUGGAAGAUGAGGGCACGUGUGUUCGUUUCAGCCCCCUCAUGACCGCUGCAGCCCUUGGCACUCAGGAGAAUGAUGUGGCGGCACUGGUGGAGAAGCUGGGAGAGUUGAUUCCAGUCCUGUGCUGCACCCUACGCUUCAGACAGGACUUCAAGGAUGAGGUGCUACAGCAAGCUUCACUCUCAUACAUUGAGGACCUGAGCUGGCCUGGUCUUGGAGUUGUUAGGUAUGAGCCCAGAAACACAGACCUUGAUGAAGAUAAGAGACAACAAAGGGUGGAGAAGAUCAACAGUGAAUUGCUUAAGAAACUGAUGGAGCUUGAUACAGACCUGGAGUUCUCUUGUGGUCCUGAGUUUUGUGAAGAAACUAAUGGCAUAUUUAUUGGAAUGGCAACUGAAGACCUGGAUGUGGCAGAGUUGGUGGAAACUAUAGGAUCUGUUGGAAGAGACAUUGAGGAAAGUGGAAAGUUGUUUGAGAACAUGACUGAGGUUGUGAGAAGAGGCAUUCAGGAAGCUGAGCUGCAGCUUCAGAAAGCAAAUGAAGAGAAACUUAUUGAGGAGGGUGUACUUCGACAAAUUCCUCUAGUGGGCUCUGUGCUUAACUGGUUCUCCCCGGUUCAGGCCUCUGUCAAAGGAAGAACUUUUAACCUAGCUGAAGGUUGUCUGGACAGCACCGAGCCUGUUUAUUCCAUAAAAGCCCAGAUGAAUACAGAAGCUUCCCCUGAUUCCCCCAAGUCCAGCACCAAACGGUUUCCAGGCCAAAAACUCUUCCGGCGGCAUGGAGCAGGCUCAGACUCUAUUAGUGAAACCAGCUCUGUCAGCCAGCUCGAAGAAUCGUUCAGGGAAACGGCACCGGUUCAGGUCACUGAUGUGGAGGAGGCGGAGGUCCCUCAGGAGAAUCCUGCGCACAUACCGGAGGAUACAGCUUCAUCCGACCAGCGUGUGCCAGAGGGACAAGAGACAGAGAGUGUAGACCACCUUAGAUAAGACCACUCCUAAAUGGUUGCUCUUGAGGUUUGCUCUAUAUAACAGAGGAAUAUGUGUCCAUAACCUUGAUGCUUUUGAGCAAACCACUUUUGAAAUUAAGAAAAGAAGCAGCUUUAGAUGCAAAUAACAAAACACUGGAAUUUCAUGAAAAUAAUGUCUGAAUAUGUGUCUAAAUCUCACGUCCCUUAUUAGUUAUUAAAUAAUCAAUUGCACUUUUUUAAAUUUGGUUAAUCAUAUGUUAUAGGGUCUGCUCACGGUUCUUUAUGUGCAUUGCCAAUAUAUUCUACCAUUAUGGGUGGCAGUACGUCUUAGGUUUUGAUUUUGAAUGCUUAUCUUUGUCAUCUACAGGCCUGUCUGACAGGUUUUCUGAUCCGUUUCCACGCAUUAUUUACACAACGAAAGGGCUAUUGUGGCCUUACUGUCAUGAUUGUUAAUGUCAAAAUGUCUUGUUUGCCAAAAGAUGGUCUUGCUUUAUGUGCUCUCUAAAGGCCGAUGUAUAAGAAGGAAAGUUGAUGCUUGAAGACUUCUUGCAGCUGUUUCUAAUCAAAUGAUAGCCUUAUUGCACUUUUAUGUACAGAAUGUCACACUUUAACCAGAACAGCAGAAUAUUUAUUUAUACUAUAAAUAAUUAUCUUGGAGAACAUUAGGCUAUUUAGAGACAUGAGUAACAUUUGCUGUGUGUAAAAGAAGUUCAAAUCAAACAGAUACCCAUCCAGCACUUUUGGUUUUACCAAUAGUGAAAUGAUUAUUAGACUGUUCUCACUGUGAAGAAUGUUUCAGAGAUGUCUCUUUGAGUAAUUGUUACAUUUUUUGGGAUGUUUAUGAAGGCUACACAUAAUGUUCUAAAAGGAAGAUCCUUAUUUUUUGUUUACACCAAUGUUAAUGGUUUUAGCACACAAAAAAAGCAUUGCUACUGGGGAAAUGUAGUUUCAUUUAGUGUAUGAAUAUUGUGGGAAUUAUAAAUGAGAAGAAAUUCACUACAGUUUUAUCACAUCCAUCCAUAUUUUGAGGGGUAUAAAGUGCUCUUUCUGUAACUUUGCUUCCUUACUGAAUAAUGUAAUUGUAGAUCUGCUCCUUUUUUCAAAAAUGAUUCUGUCUUAACUGGUGCAAUAAAUAAUUGAGAUUUUUCUUUGGAUGAAAUGAGUACUGACUUAUUGUGUCAAACUUAUGAAGAGUGUUUUUUUAUAAUAAACAAUUAUUUUACAUAAUUAUGAGCAGUUAAGUAAAUGACAAUAAAGAAAAUGCUAAAA
Molecule: messenger RNA, 3780 nt
Organism: Pimephales promelas (fathead minnow)
Lineage: Eukaryota; Metazoa; Chordata; Actinopteri; Cypriniformes; Leuciscidae
Gene: pdxdc1
Product: pyridoxal-dependent decarboxylase domain containing 1
Biological process (GO): carboxylic acid metabolic process
Cellular component (GO): intracellular membrane-bounded organelle
Molecular function (GO): pyridoxal phosphate binding; carbon-carbon lyase activity
Source: RefSeq, a predicted model, not a curated record